Messenger RNA from Lycium ferocissimum, 2752 nucleotides. Its product is annotated as pentatricopeptide repeat-containing protein At3g61360. The transcript has 7 exons. NCBI's taxonomy places the organism in Eukaryota, Viridiplantae, Streptophyta, Magnoliopsida, Solanales, Solanaceae. The record is from RefSeq and is a predicted model, not a curated record. Bases 363 to 1892 code for a protein of 509 amino acids. Gene Ontology annotation, molecular function: protein binding.
CAAAUUAACUUUGUAAUAAACUGACUAUGUCUUAAACAGUGCUACUGAAUACUGAUAUUGGCUAUUUGUGCACCUCGACAAAACAAUAAAGCGAUAGAAAUGCAACUGUCCGUUCUUGCUUGGGGCUGUCACACGCAAAAUUGAGCAGAAAUUUCAGCUGAUUCAUUUCUUAAUAAAUACCUUUAAUUGCUUGGAGUUGAUGAACUUUUAGAUGCUGCCUUUUCCUGAUAGAUUGCUAAAUCUCUGUUGAUAUCAAGUUCUCAUAAUCGUACAGCAACUGUCAUCUCACUCAGAUAGGAUAAUGUGUGGUUGUUAUCUUGCUCGUAUUGAUUGAAGUGUAAAACUUUGACUUAUCGCUUGAAAUGGUGGUCAUGAUUGCUAAACGAAUAGAUCAAUUUGGCCAAGUUCUGCGAGUCGUUGGACAUCGCUUUUGGUUAAGCAGUUGGCUUCAUUCAGUUUCAGGAACAAAAGAUGAAAUUGAAACAAUUGCUAGAAUCAUUAAUGACCACCCUUUUCCUGUUCAUCCACUCCAACCAACGCUUAAAAAUCAUAUCUCUCCGAGUAUCCUGUCUACCACGUUUGUUGAAAAUGUCCUUGGUCGCCUAUUUGCAGCACAUGCAAAUGGUCUUAAAGCAUAUGAAUUUUUUGAGUUCUGCCUCAGCCAUUCUGAGUAUAGUCCAACCUCUGAUGCAUUUGAGAAGACACUUCACGUGCUAGCAAGAAUGCGUUACUUUGAUAAAGGUUGGGAACUCAUGAAGAAAAUUCAACAGCUACAACCGUCGUUGCUCACCCUCAAGUCAUUGAGCAUCAUGCUAUCAAGAUUAGCAAAACAUCAGUCCUAUGAAGAUACCCUUGAAGCAUUUGAGAAGAUGGAGCAGCAUUUAUUCCCUGAGAAGAAAUUUGGCAUCGAAGAGUUCAAUAUUCUUCUUCGAGCAUUUUGCACGCAGAGGCAGAUGAAGGAAGCUCGUUCAGUAUUCAACAAACUCCAUUCUAGGUUCCCACCUGAUACCAAGACAAUGAAUAUCUUGCUUUUGGGAUUUAAGGAAUCAGGGGAUAUUACUGCCGUAGAGUUAUUUUACCAUGAGAUGGUUAAAAGAGGUUUUAAGCUUAAUUCCGUAACAUACAGUAUAAGAAUUGACGCAUACUGCAAGAAAGGUCGUCUUGGUGAUGCUUUGAAGCUAUUUGAAGAAAUGGAUAGGGUAAAUUGCUUGCCUACACUAGAAACGAUAACAACUUUGAUUCAUGGAGCAGGGAUUGCUCGUAAUAUAACUAAAGCUAAAGAACUCUUCAAUGAAAUGUUCAAGAGAAAUUUGCAACCAGAUACUGGAGCAUAUAAUGCCCUCUUGAGUUCUCUUAUCAAAUCUAGGGAUGUUAAAUCUGCAGCAGUCUUAAUGGAUGAGAUGGUGGAGAAAAAAAUCAAGUUUGACCAUUUAACUUACCACACUAUGUUCUGGGGAUUGAUAAGAACAAAUGAUAUUGGUGGUGUCAUUGAUCUUUACGAAAGGAUGGUCGACAAAAACUUCUUGCCUAAGGCACGUACUGUUGUGAUGCUGAUGAAAUUCUUCUGUGCGAACCACAGAGUUGAUCUGGGUUUGAGUUUAUGGAAUUACCUGAUGGAUAAAGGACACUGUCCACACUGCCAUUCUUUGGAAAUUCUGGUCACAGGAUUGUGCUCCCGUGGGAGAGUUGAAGAAGCAUUUGAGUGCUCUGAGGAAUUGUUGAAGAGGGGUAGGCACAUGAGUGAGCUAGUGUUUCAGAUGUUGAAGAGGUAUCUCUUACAGCUAGGAGAGGAGGAUAAGUUACAGAAGCUGUACCAAAUGACAAAGAAAUUAGAAAUGAUAUUGCCUCCUUAUGGACAAACUAUUGGGCACAGCCUAGGUGCAGAUCUGUAAGGAGUUUUUCCUAUAAAAGAGGUUAUGUGAUCACACUUCUUACAGUACUACAUGAGAUGCAUAUAACUGUUACAAAGCAUAAUUUUGGCAGUGCCGUCUAAAAGUACGAGCUGUGGAAGUUGGCUAGCUGGUAAGGAAGGAAUAUUGACCUGUUCUGUAUGUGCCAGAUCCCAUCAGAUGUAACUGGGAAAGAUCUAAAUACUGAAAGGUAUCUGCACCUUCUUCCCCUCAAAGCAUGCCUUGUUCCUCUUCGACCAUAUCGUCCACAAAAUGCAAUUUGGGAUAGUUCUUCAUAUCUGCUUUAAGCUUCUUGAGAGAGCCAAACUUCCGAAAGGCUACUGAUCUUCUGUGGUAUUACCAAAGAAAUACCCAUGAUGGCUGAGGUAAGUCAGAGGUUUACUGAUGACACGGCCACUGUUCUCUUGUCAGAUGAGUUGAACUAUAGUAAGAGAUUUAUUACAGGCCUUCCAAGAUCAUCAAAUGGAUUGUGUUAUACUGGAUUUACCCUUUCUUAGGCCCCUCUUAUAUCCUUGGCUUAAGAUGGACGAUAAAAAGCACUCUCUGGCAGACCACCAAAUGGCAUCGCAAAGGUGCAGAAUUUCUUUACCGUCAAAUUGUCACUGAAGUUCAUUAAAAAGGUAAGGUCCGCACAUCAAGAAGAAAUACAUGGUUGAAUUAAUGGCUCCUACCGGAUUAUUAGUAGAAUGCAAUAUGGACUUCCAGGGAGUAUACAUCAAUUUUAUGUCAUUAGAUGCCUCGUGUGAUUCGUUGCUUCAUGCCCAUAUUUUUCAAUUACAGUGUAUUGGUAAACCUCUGUCUGUUGAAGCUAUUACUUUUGCCAAUAUUUUUCAGAAAAGUCA